AUGCUAUCCUCGGCGCUUGUCCCGCUAGCCAGCGUCAAUGCACGCCUCGCUCAACCCGUGCACGCGACGCUGUAUCCUUUCGCGCUCGCUACCACCCUGCACGCGCUUCGCGUCGCGAUCGCUUACCGCGCGAUUUGCUCGGCGUUCCGUGCUCGACGUCGAGCCGAAGCCAAGCACUCGGCCGCCGAUCUGUACGUCUCGCCACUGCGCGAUGCAGCCGGCUUCCUCGUCAUGGCCUGGGGCGGGGGUUUCAUCUCGAAUUACGUGCUCUGCCAGAUCCCUGCGCAACUCGUCAGCGUCUCGCCUUGGAUCAACUACCUGUCCGUAUACGCUCUCACUUCGCUGCUCAUCUCGAUCGUCGGGUCCGGUCCAAGUGCCAAAUUGCUCGAUCUCUGGCUACCCGUGUUGGACGGAGCGACGCGAACAGCUGCUACAUACGGCGGAAUUCAGAUGGUCUUGAACCACGCCAAUCCUGCGGCGCGAAACAGCCUGUUGCUCCAGCUCAUCAUCGGCACCAUUUCGGCUUGCGGUGGAGGAAUCAGUGCGUUCACGCUCAACGUGUUCGAUCCGUUGGGUUGGAGUGUGAGCACGCCUCCGUUUUUGAAGGCCAAGAGUCUGGUCGAAUUCACCGAUAUUCUAGCACCGGCUUUGGCAAGUGCCGUGUAUGGUGUACUGACGCUCAGCCAUCCAGGCUACGGAUCGGUGCUGAGCCUGGUCCAUGGCGAAACAAAGGGUCUGUUGAGUCAGGAAGGCGGCAAAGCGGUCAUUUCGUUGGUAAUCGGGACGUGUUUCUUUUUCAGGGCGGUUUGGUUGCAUGUCGUGUUGCCAGCCACCAGCAAGCAGGCACAGCCGACCACGCCUCGUCCUAUUGCGAGCAACAAGGCGGUCCGAAAUGUUGCUGCUAGGAACACUUAG
This is a messenger RNA of Mycosarcoma maydis (corn smut), 915 nucleotides long. RefSeq lists its product as uncharacterized. The transcript has a single exon. The coding region runs from base 1 to 915 and encodes 304 amino acids. The record is from RefSeq and is a predicted model, not a curated record. Lineage: Eukaryota; Fungi; Basidiomycota; Ustilaginomycetes; Ustilaginales.